AGCACAUUAACUUCCGGGGCGCGGGGUGAAAAGCUGAAAUGUUAUGGUUUUGGAGUGUUCUUCAACUUUAGCUUGUUUGUAACAACGAGUUUUAGUAUAAAAACAUAAACCCCCUAGCAGCACUUUUAAUGGACGCAUUGCAAAGACACCAGUCACUUUAUAAAGGGAGGACUCCGCCAUGGAAAGAAAUGUACCGACAGCGCUGUGUAAACAGGCUGAAAAACAGCCGCUCCAGGCUGCUGGAGAGAUACCGGCAGAUGGGGGAGAGCCCGCAGUGUAGCGGCUCCGGGGCCUCCAUCAUCGUCCAGGAGGUGAUGGAGGAGGAGUGGAGCGCCCUGCAUUCAGAGGACUGGAGGCUGCCCUCCCUGUGGGGGCCGGACGGCAUGGCGGAGAAAUCUAGCUCCUCCUGUCUCCAAAAUUUGUCGCAAGAUCGAAUCCCACCAAACGCAGGCAGAUCUUCUGUCUACGAGGCAGACAGCACAAUGUUCAGUGUCACAAGGGAAUAUGAUGAACUAGCAGUGCUGGAAGAAAUCCAGCAGGAGCUCAUGUCUCAAGAAAUGUCUAUUAUUGAAGAGUACGAGAAGAACCUGCAGUUUGAGCAGCAGUACAUCUCCUCUGUUGUGGAAGGGAUGGAAGAGAUGGAAGAAAUGCAUAUUAUUUGUCCCAUAUGUCACAGGAACAACCUGAACAUCAACAGCCAUUUUAUCUCCUGUCCAUGUGGAGUUUAUAUCAACACUAAGAAACAGAACAUCACCCCUGACAUCCUGCAGCAUCUUCUGGAGUCCAGAGUCUCAGAACACAUGGAGGACUGUCUCCACAACCCUGUUUUCUCCUUAACUCCCAGCACAGAAAGCUCUCUCAACCUAAUGAUAAGCUGCCAGGUUUGUGACUAUCUGUCCAUCGUCCUGUGAACGGAGACACGGCUGUCAAAUUUGAUUUGAGGUUUAUUUUGGUGCUCACUUUAUGUUUUUUGAAAUAAAGACUAUUUUUUUUUAUAUUUAACAAGU
Molecule: messenger RNA, 1007 nt
Organism: Amphiprion ocellaris (clown anemonefish)
Lineage: Eukaryota; Metazoa; Chordata; Actinopteri; Pomacentridae
Gene: rpain
Product: RPA interacting protein
Exons: 8
Coding region: 129-911 (260 amino acids)
Biological process (GO): protein import into nucleus
Cellular component (GO): PML body; nucleus
Source: RefSeq, a predicted model, not a curated record